Molecule: messenger RNA, 4098 nt
Organism: Etheostoma cragini (Arkansas darter)
Lineage: Eukaryota; Metazoa; Chordata; Actinopteri; Perciformes; Percidae
Gene: kcnh4a
Product: potassium voltage-gated channel, subfamily H (eag-related), member 4a
Exons: 16
Coding region: 393-3926 (1177 amino acids)
Biological process (GO): regulation of membrane potential; potassium ion transmembrane transport
Cellular component (GO): membrane
Molecular function (GO): voltage-gated potassium channel activity
Source: RefSeq, a predicted model, not a curated record
GAGAGAGAGAGAGAGAGAGAGAGGCAGGGGGACUCGGAAAUGGCAGAAAAAAUGGUGAGUGAACCUACCAGUUCGACUACCAGAAGAGAAGCUGAGGCUUCGCUGUUAUGCUGGAGCAGUGUUGAGAGCAGAGAGAUGCGCAACUGAACCCUGAAAGCUCCUGACUCAAUACUGACAGAGAAGCUUUAGAGAACACCUUUGAGGUCUCUGCAGAAGAAGAAACAAUGCAAGUCAGUGGUUUUCUCUCAACAACAUAGAAAAGGAGCAACUUGCACUCCAUCAGAGCAUUGUGGAAAAAGUGUUUUUUCUUCUCUGUCCUCUUUGGGGAAUGGUGAGGAACUACUGGAAACUUCUGUCUGACAGUCUGCAGCCUUCUCCUGAUCUAGUGAAAGAUGCCUGUGAUGAAGGGCCUCCUUGCUCCACAAAACACCUUCUUGGACACCAUUGCAAACCACUUUGAUGGCACUCACAGUAACUUCCUACUGGGAAAUGCUCAGGGUCAUCAUGGCUACCCAAUUGUGUACUGCUCUGACGGGUUUUGUGAGCUGACCGGCUUUGUUCGGACUGAGGUGAUGCAGAAAACAUGCACCUGCAGCUUCCUGCAUGGAGCCGAGACCUAUGAGAGUGCAAUCCAACAGGUGGUCAAAGCUCUGGAGUGCCAGCAGGCGUACCAGGGAGAAGUCUGCUUCUAUAGGAAAAAUGGAAAUCCAUUUCCGUGCCUCCUGGAUAUUGUGCCAAUCAAAAAUGAGAAAGGUGAAGUGGUGAUGUUCCUCUUGUCCUUUAAAGACAUCAGUGAAUCAUAUGGGAAAAGCCAUCCCUGCGGCCAAGGAGACGGUGUGUCAGAGGCUGCUCACCAGAGUAGGAAAAGGAAUCGAUUGCACUUUUCUCAAGCUCGAGAGGGGGGGAGGACUAUUCUGCACAACCUUACCAACCUGUUCACCAAGAGGGGCAAGAGGAAACUGACCAGUAGUAUAUUUCAGAAACCAUCUCUGCCUGAGUACAAGGUGGCAGCUGUUAAGAAGUCCCGUUUCAUCCUGCUACACUACAGCAUCUCCAAGGCCUUGUGGGACUGGUUGAUUCUACUGGCGACCUUCUACGUUGCUGUCGCCGUGCCUUAUGACAUCUGCUUUGUCAGUCAUGAUGAGGGCAGCCACCAUCACUCACUUUUCAGCCGCAGAACCAGUGACAUAGCAGUGGAGAUGCUCUUCAUACUUGAUAUUAUUCUGAAUUUCCAUACAACCUAUGUGAGUCAGUCGGGUCAGGUGGUGUACGACGCCCGCUCCAUCUAUCUCCAUUACUGCACCACUUGGUUCUUUGUGGAUCUAAUCGCAGCGUUGCCCUUUGACCUUCUCUAUGCUUUCAACAUCACAGUGACCUCGCUGGUGCACUUGUUGAAGACGCUUCGUCUGCUACGUCUGCUGCGCCUGUUACAGAAACUGGAUCGCUACUCCCAGUACAGCGCUGUGGUCCUGACCCUGCUCAUGUCUGUGUUUGCUCUGCUGGCUCACUGGAUGGCUUGUGUCUGGUAUGUCAUCGGACGCAAGGAGAUAGAAAGCAGUGACCCCAUUACCUGGGACAUAGGCUGGCUUCAGGAGUUGGGAAAGCGUCUGGACACACCAUUCAUCAACAGCACCAUAGGUGGUCCCUCCAUCACCAGCGCCUACAUCGCCUCUCUCUACUUCACUCUCAGUAGCCUCACCAGUGUCGGUUUUGGCAAUGUGUGUGCUAAUACAGACGCUGAGAAAAUAUUCUCCAUCUGCAUUAUGCUCAUUGGUGCCCUGAUGCACGCAGUGGUCUUUGGCAAUGUGACAGCCAUCAUCCAGCGCAUGUACUCACGCCGCUCUCUCUACCACACCCGAAUGAAGGAUCUCAAGGACUUCAUCCGUGUGCAUCGGCUGCCUCAGCUGUUGAAGCAGAGGAUGCUGGAGUACUUUCAGUCAACCUGGUCUGUCAACAAUGGCAUUAAUGCCAAUGAGCUGCUGCAUGACUUCCCAGAUGAACUGCGAGCUGAUAUUGCCAUGCACCUGAACAAAGACAUCUUGCAGCUGCCUGUAUUUGAGCGAGCCGGCAGAGGGUGUCUGCGCUCCCUUUCCCUGCACAUCAAGACCUCUUUUUGUGCCCCUGGAGAAUAUCUUAUACGUCAUGGAGAUGCCCUACAAGCCAACUAUUUUGUCUGCUCUGGCUCCCUGGAGGUUCUGAAAGAUGGCAUGGUGCUUGCCAUCCUGGGAAAAGGUGACCUUAUUGGGGCUGAUCUCCCUGAACAGGACCAGGUGAUCAAGACCAAUGCAGACGUAAAGGCGCUGACCUACUGUGACUUGCAGUACAUCAGUGUUCGAGCUUUGAGGGAGGUCCUUGAGCUGUACCCGGAGUACGGCAACCGGUUCAGUUCUGACAUCCACCACAACCUUACCUACAACUUGAGAGAGGGCAGUAAAGCUGAUGGAGCAACAAAGCAUCCAUGGUCUUCAAAACUGUCACAGCCUCAUGCUUCCACGGGCCAUAAACUACCCUAUAUUGUUGAGGCAGAUGAUAAUGAACAUGGACAGGACAUGAGCCACUCUCAGCAGAGGAGACUGCCUUUGUUCCACGGGAUCAGCAGCCCUGUUCGUCAACGCUGCCUCAGCAGCCUGUUAGGAGAGGAGUUCCGCCACAUCAAUGCACUCCACAUCACUCGGUCACCUGUUCAGGACGGUAGAGGCCGGAGUCCCUCUCCUCAGCCAAUUGCCAAUCAGGAGCUCUCUCCUUCUCCUUUGCCCAGUCUUUCCAGUGACCCAGGCUUAACCGAUCGGCCGGCGAGUCUACUCAUGCCAUCCUUGCCUUGUAUCAGUCCACUGAACCUUAGCCCCAGGGUUGUGGAUGGAAUUGAGGACAAUGAUCACACAUUUCAAUUUAACAUAGAGCCGAGUGACACAAAGACCAAUGUAACAGACCAGUUCCACGUGAGUGCUAACCUGCUUCUAGAGACAGAGGUAGUGAGACAGAACAUCAGCAAACUGAACAAAGAGGUGAGCGACUUGAACCAAGAAGUAUCCAACCUGGCCAAGGAGCUCCACAACAUAAUGCUUUUCAUGCAGUCUCAUGUGGCCAUGCUCCAUGCCCUUCCAGAUUCCACAUAUUCUUGUGGCAUACAGAUGGUUCCCAGUCCUAGUGUGACUCAACCCCAUGUCCCUUUAAAUAUUGCCACUGGUCUUCACCCUCAUCAUGAAUCAAUUAGCCACCCUACCAGAAAUGUUUGGAGCUGCAGUGGCAUGCCCUUCCAGGGCAGAAGUCCCGACUUGCUGCACUCUUCAAGUCCUGUGCCAUCCUGUUUACACCUGUGCUGCUCUGACAGAGAAGGGGCCCCAGUCCAUAGGUUACAGAGCCAGUACGCCUUCCAAGCAGCCAGAACAACACCAAACUCUCCCUACAUGACCCACCCGCAUGCCAGAGGUGGUCCAUCCCUCCUGGGCCUCAGUUCUGCCUUCAGUAGCUUCCCAGUGUUUUCUCAGGCCACCCAGGUGCCAUACAACGUCUCUAUUCCCACAAUGAGCAACUCUCACCCUUUGUGUUCCCCAGGUAAUUAUGGCUACGCCCGUCCAUCUCUGAGCAUUCAAACUAACUCUGAUCCCAAUCACAAUCAGACCGCCCCAGUCCUCCACUCCCAGACAGGCCAGCCGCAGUAUCACACUACCUUCAGCACAGUCACCCCUUCAGCGGCCCAUACUUCAACAUUCAUAGGGAACAACCAGAGCCACCAGGGCUCUAUCAUUGGCCCCAGGCAAAAUGACCCAGUAGGAUCCAGCCCUGUCCACCUAACACAGGACCUUGCAUCUUCUCUUCUGGGUCAGGUAACAGACAGAGACUGUAGAGCUUCACUGUAUCAAGAGAGGACAGACAGUAUUGAAUCUCAAGAUACAUGCAUCAGUACUCCAAAUGUAGAAGUUUAACCACCUCUCUUGGACGUGGAGGGAAUACAGAGCUCACACUGAUGACCCAGGUAUUUUGUUGUGUUACUGUAGGAUAAAAAUGCUUUCCACCAAUUAAAAUGUUUCCUGCCCAAAUGCACAAACUACUGCUGAAACCCGAUUGCCAAAACUGAAUGAAACAUUUUGUAAAUUA